Macadamia integrifolia is the source of this 936-nucleotide messenger RNA. RefSeq names its product dihydroflavonol 4-reductase-like. The transcript has 6 exons. NCBI's taxonomy places the organism in Eukaryota, Viridiplantae, Streptophyta, Magnoliopsida, Proteales, Proteaceae. The record is from RefSeq and is a predicted model, not a curated record. Bases 1 to 936 code for a protein of 311 amino acids. Gene Ontology annotation, molecular function: oxidoreductase activity, acting on the CH-OH group of donors, NAD or NADP as acceptor.
AUGGCCCUUGAACGUAGCACUGUGUGCAUGACCGGUGCAGCUGGUUUCGUUGGUUCUUGGCUUGUCAUGAAGCUCCUACAAAAGGGUUACCUUGUUAACGCUACAGUGCGAGAUCCUGGCAAUGUGAACAAGGUGAAGCAUUUGCUGGACUUGCCUCAUGCUGAGACACGUUUGAAGUUAUGGAAAGCAGACCUAGUUGAUGAGGGGAGCUUCGACGGAGCCAUCCAAGGUUGCACUGGAGUCUUCCACGUUGCUACUCCCAUGGAUUUCGAAUCCAAAGAUCCCGAGAAUGAGGUGAUAAAGCCGGCAGUGAAUGGGAUGCUGAACAUCAUGAGGUCGUGUCUCAAGGCAAAGACAGUUCGGGGGAUUGUAUUCACUUCAUCAGCCGGUACUGUUAUGGGACAAGAACGGCCACUGCCCAAAUACGACGAGAGCUCAUGGAGUGACUUAGAAUUCAUUACGACAAAGAAGAUGACUGGAUGGAUGUACUUUGUCUCUAAGACAUUAUCGGAAAAAGCAGCAUGGGACUUUGCUGAGCACAACAAUAUGGCCCUGAUCGCCAUUAUACCAACACUUGUGGUUGGGCCAUUUAUCAUGCCUUCAAUGCCUCCUAGCUUAAUAACAGCAUUUGCACUAAUCACUGAAAAUGAAGCUCAUUACUCAAUUCUAAAGCAAGUUCAAUUUGUGCACUUGGAUGACCUUUGCAAUGCUCAUAUCUUCUUGUUUGAGAACCCUGAUGCGAAGGGAAGGUACAUUUGCUCUUCUCAUAAUGCCACCAUCAUUGAUCUCCCAAAAACGUUGAGAGAGAGAUUCCCAGAGUACAACGUCCCAACUGAGUUCAACUACGAAGGAGAAAGCUUGGAAGUAGUUGCUUUCUCGUCUAGAAAACUUACAGAGCUUGGAUUUGAGUUCAAGUACAGCUUAAAAGACAUGUAA